AGUUGUUGCACAAACUUCCGACAAGGAUGCGCGAAACCCUGUAAGGGAUUUCCCUUUAUUUGAUAUCGUUGUUGAUUGCCGUGAAAGAGAAAAAACGCAGUAUUGAAAGGCUAGAAACACAGCGCCAGUCAUGUCAGAGACAUACGAUUUCCUGUUUAAGUUUCUUGUGAUAGGAAAUGCAGGAACUGGAAAAUCUUGUCUGCUUCAUCAGUUUAUAGAAAAAAGAUUCAAAGAUGACUCGAAUCAUACUAUUGGGGUUGAAUUUGGCUCAAAGAUAAUCAGUGUGGUCAAUAAGUUUGUCAAGCUCCAGAUCUGGGAUACAGCAGGACAGGAACGUUUCAGGUCUGUAACACGCAGCUACUACAGAGGGGCAGCGGGGGCUCUUCUUGUGUAUGACAUCACUAGUCGAGAAACAUACAACGCUCUGACUAACUGGCUGACAGAUGCCAGGAUGUUGGCCAGCCAGAACAUAGUGAUCAUACUGUGUGGAAAUAAGAAAGAUCUGGAUGCUGACCGUGAAGUCACCUUCCUGGAGGCCUCGCGCUUCGCUCAAGAGAAUGAGCUCAUGUUUUUGGAGACCAGUGCUCUAACAGGGGAGAAUGUGGAGGAAGCUUUCGUCCAGUGUGCUCGGAAAAUCCUUAACAAAAUAGAGUCAGGAGAGCUGGACCCGGAGCGGAUGGGUUCAGGAAUCCAGUACGGAGAUGCAGCAUUGCGGCAGCUGCGUUCUCCCAGACGGGCUCAGGCAGAGAGCGUGCAGGAGUGUGGCUGUUAACACAGAUCCCAGACAUCUGACCAACCAGGUUUUGUGAACACGAGGAGGAGGACAUUAGUGGGGCGUGUAACGUACGGCUCAUCGUGUUGGAGCGACUGUUUCCCUCACCUUACUUUUACUUCUGUUCUGACAUGCCGGGGACCCCCUUGAACUCCAAAAGGAUCCGGAAAAUGUUUACUGUCCCCCUCGGGUCCAGGCAAAGACAUCUGUGGUACCCAAAACCCUGAGGGUAAUUAAAAGAUCUGGCCCUUGCCCCUGAGAAUACUGCACUGAGCCCCUGCCCCAUCUUUCCCUCUUCCAUAUGUAGUUGUUGUGUAGAGAAGAGUUUAUAUUAUCACCGUGGAGCAUGUUUCAUGGUUGCAGUGCUAUAACAUAUUCAUAAAUGACUAUAUACAGCAUAUAUAUAUAUAUAUAGCUGCAUCACUGCUCUGUGGCAAGCACCUGUAAUUCUUAUCAAUGAUGUGCAUUAUCUCGCUUUAAUUAGGUUUAUUUUUUUUCCAUUAUUGUUAGUAUGUUUUAGGAAAGUAUAUUAGAAAGUGUUUUUUGACAUUUGUCAAGAAGUCUUUGUUCUUGUAUUAUAAUUUACAUUCAAAAUGUCAGCCGGUGCACACUUACAUUCAUAUAACACUGUAAUACACUGUCAGUAUGAACAGCUUCAAAAUCAGUGUUACAUGCUCUAUAUUUAUUGCAAAGCAUUUCUGUGCUGCAGUCCCAUUUUUAGUUGUUUGUUGGAAUGACACUGAUGUAUUUAAAGUGAUUCCUUGUUUUCUUUUUUGGAGUAUUUAAAAAAAAAAAAAAAAUUCUUUUUUUGAUCUUUUACUUUUCCCCUGUUCUUCACCUAUACAUUUUAAAUGGACAUAUCUCAAACAAGCUUGUAUCGAAAAUGAAUGAUAAAUCAUUGUGGAUGCCACUUCACAAUGCUUAUCAUUAUGUCUUUAUAUCAAUUAUUUUAUGUUUGUAAAAAUUUGAAAUGGGAUAGAUUGCCAAUAGUCAUGUUUAACAAUGCACUGAAUGGUAGUUCCCUGUGUUUUCAUCAAUGCUGCGGCUUCACUUUACAUCAACCUCAAAAAAGUACAUUUUAGCUGCUGAAUGUAAAAUCAGUGUUUAUAAAAUCAAUGUAAUUUGUGUAAAACUUCCAAUCGUAUUUUGCUGGACACUCAAGUUUUCUUAAAAAAAAAAAAAAAAAAAAAAAAUCAUUAAAUGAAUUAAUUUAAAGUGAAUAAGAGACAAUGCCAGACAUUUAAAUUGCUCCUUGGGUCUGACACAUGGAUAAGGUCUUGGCAGGCUUGCAGAAUCCUUAUGUCCAGGAACAGCAUGCUCUAAUGAGUUGGUGAUAUAAUACAUUUGACUUGUGCAUUAGUGAGAAUAGAGUUUCAUAUAUUAAUAGCAGGCCUGUGUACAAAGUAUCCUUAACUACAAACAUAAGAACUACUUUUACAUCCAUAUUAUGCUUGUGAAAAGUUUUAUACUUUUUUUUUUUUUACAUUAACAUGCCAAUAACUCCCUCUAAACAGCAACCUGUUAAAAUGUUAAGACUUAACAUUUACUACCAGACUGCAUCCUCAUAAGGAAAGUGUUUAAAAAUGUCCCCAUCACUGUUAGUGACCUAUUAGUGUGGUGAAACACCAUUGUAAAUGUUACACAUUUAAACAGUUUCACAAGCUGAAAUCAAAACACAUAAACUUUAAUACCCUCCAAACUUGCUUUACAUUAUGGCUUCAAUACUUUUACACUAAAACCAACACUAUUCACAUAAUACAUGCCAGAACUGACCAAAAAGAUGUGAUGGGGAAAAAAUACCUGUACAUUCAUACAACAUUCUUCCAUUAAAGAUGAUGAACUAAAUAUAACAACUACUGAAUUCAGAAUCAGUUCAGUAUCCUUAUAUAAAUGGUGUACAAAUAUCCCAAUCUCAUUAUUCCUAAAAAAUAAAUUACAUACAGUAAAAUACAACACGAAAUACCUGAGUGCUACUAAAAACCAAAUAACAUUACACUGAAUGAAAGUUAUUCUUGAUGAUGAACAGCUGGAAUGGCUUUGAUGUGUAUGAUCUCAUUUAAACAUGAUUUGUCAUUUUGCUGUGUAUGUUUCAUGCGUUAGAUACCAGUGACUUUUUACAUUAUGUACAAUACAAUACACAAUACUCAUGGAAUGCACCAUUAGAGUGAAUGUACAAGUUAAAUCUAAUAUAGCUCAUAUCAAAGAAAACAGAUUAAUAUAAUAGAACGACUAUUUAAGUAAGUGUUGCUUAACACUUCACAAAGAUUCAUGUUGGUGUAACUAACAAUUUCUGUAAAAUACAAAACAGAUUUCCUUACAUUAACUCUAAAUGUUAAUCAAUGUAAACAAUGGAGAUAAUACACAACAUUACAACACAUCACAUUAUAUGCCUCUAAUUGUCUGACAAUUACUAAACACUUUUUGGCUAAGAGUGUAAAGAGACACUGGUAAAUCUCAUGGCCUGUAAAUCUACACCACCUACAAAAUCAACAAGGCAUGUGAUUGUUUGAAAGUUUGCCCUGCAGCAUCAAUGGAUUGUGUUUUCAUGUUUGAUAUGUACCAGUAAAUGCAACAUAUCCAUGGUGUAAAUAAACCCCUAAAAAACCUUGA
Molecule: messenger RNA, 3382 nt
Organism: Ctenopharyngodon idella (grass carp)
Lineage: Eukaryota; Metazoa; Chordata; Actinopteri; Cypriniformes; Xenocyprididae
Gene: rab4a
Product: RAB4a, member RAS oncogene family
Exons: 8
Coding region: 131-772 (213 amino acids)
Biological process (GO): Rab protein signal transduction; regulation of endocytosis
Cellular component (GO): endosome
Molecular function (GO): GTPase activity; GTP binding
Source: RefSeq, a predicted model, not a curated record